GGUGAGGAACGGUGGGUGGAGUGUUUCCGUUCCGACUCUGAUGACUACUACUAAUUACGCACCACCAAUAUAUUAAAACUAUUCCAUUUUAGCAUUUCCAACCCGGAGAUCUGAAUCUCUCCUCUUCCAGUUCCAGGCCAAGCAAUUGGAAAUGGAGAAGAUUGCGCCGUGGCUGCUGGCGGUGGCUCUUCUCGCCCUUUCCGCUGUCACCCACGUCAGAUCCACUCCCUCUGACCACCGAUAUAAAGCCAGAGAUGAAGUUCCUCUCUACGCCAAUAAAGUUGGGCCCUUCCAUAAUCCCAGUGAGACAUAUCGCUAUUUUGAUUUCCCAUUCUGCUCCUCAGGUCCAGUGAAAGAGAAAAAGGAAGCUCUUGGUGAGUUGUUGAAUGGAGAUAGAUUAGUCAGUGCUCCCUACAAACUUGACUUCUUGACCGACAAAAACUCUGAAAUUGCUUGCAAAAAGAGGCUGACAAAGGAAGAAGUUGCUAAGUUCAGAGAUGCAGUUUCAAAGGACUAUUACUUUCAAAUGUAUUAUGAUGACCUGCCCAUAUGGGGUUUCUUAGGAAAAGUUGACAAGGAAGGCAGAGCUGAUCCUAACGAGUACAAAUACUACCUCUUUAAGCACCUCAUAUUUGAGAUAUCAUACAAUAAGGAUCGUGUUAUUGAAAUUAGUGCACGAUCUGAUCCAACUGCUGUUGUAGACCUAACACAUGAUGAAGAAGUUGAUGUGGACUUCAUGUACACUGUUAAAUGGAAGGAAACAGAUACUUCCUUUGAUAACAGAAUGAAGAAGUACUCACAGUCUUCUUCACUACCACAUCACUUGGAAAUACAUUGGUUCUCUAUAAUAAAUUCAUGUGUGACUGUUCUUCUCUUGACUGGUUUCCUUGCCACCAUUCUCAUGCGGGUCUUAAAAAAUGAUUUUGUUAAGUAUGCACAUGAUGAGGAAUCAGCAGAUGACCAGGAGGAGACAGGGUGGAAGUACAUUCAUGGUGAUGUAUUCAGGUAUCCGAAGCAUAAAGCUUUGUUCUCAGCAGCACUUGGUUCUGGCACCCAGCUAUUUACACUUGCAAUUUUCAUUUUCAUCCUUGCUUUGGUUGGUGUUUUUUAUCCUUACAACCGGGGAGCUCUAUUCACUGCACUGGUUGUCAUAUAUGCACUUACUUCUGGCAUUGCUGGCUAUAUCGCUGCCUCUUACUAUUGUCAGCUGGAAGGAACAAACUGGGUGAGAAACUUAUUGUUGACUGGGAGUCUGUUCUGCGGACCUCUUUUUCUCACAUUCUGCUUUCUAAAUACCGUUGCAAUUGCUUACAAUGCCACUGCAGCCUUGCCAUUUGGAACAAUUAUGGUGAUUUUCCUUAUAUGGGCACUUGUAACAUCUCCUUUGUUAGUACUGGGUGGAAUUGCAGGGAAGAAUAGUAAGGCUGAGUUUCAGGCUCCUUGUCGCACCGCUAAGUAUCCUAGAGAGAUCCCACCAUUGCCUUGGUACAGGAAAACACUUCCUCAGAUGGCCAUGGCAGGGUUUCUGCCAUUUAGUGCCAUCUAUAUUGAACUGUACUACAUAUUUGCUAGUGUCUGGGGUCACAGGAUCUACACCAUAUACAGCAUCCUGUUUAUAGUGUUCAUCAUUCUCUUGAUUGUCACGGCUUUUAUCACAGUGGCUUUAACUUAUUUUCAACUGGCUGCUGAAGACCAUGAGUGGUGGUGGAGGUCCUUCCUAUGUGGUGGAUCAACUGGGUUGUUCAUCUAUGCCUACUGCCUGUAUUAUUACUAUGCACGAUCAGAUAUGUCCGGUUUUAUGCAAACUUCAUUUUUCUUUGGCUACAUGGCUUGCAUUUGCUAUGGUUUCUUCCUAAUGCUUGGAACAGUUGGUUUCCGUGCUGCUUUGUUCUUUGUCCGUCACAUUUAUCGCUCAAUCAAGUGCGAGUAGGGAGUUGAUCAUUUCCGACUGUUUUUGACAGAUCAAGAAGAGUAUAUUGCAAUGCUGGGAUACUCAUCUAUGCAUUUAGGAUGACCAGAUGCCUGGUGGCCUCAGCAGGGGACACUUAAAAGCUGGAAACUGCUAGGUUCUAGAUUUUAUUAUGUGUUAUAUUUUUGCUGAUUUGAUUAUGUUAGAGAGAAGUUGAAGGCAUCCAAAAAAUGUUUUGCUGUUAUAUUUACUUUGGAUGCUCCUUUUUAACUUUCAUUUUUUAUUAAUAAUAUCUUCGAAAUUCC
Molecule: messenger RNA, 2214 nt
Organism: Rubroshorea leprosula
Lineage: Eukaryota; Viridiplantae; Streptophyta; Magnoliopsida; Malvales; Dipterocarpaceae
Source: the annotation of a GenBank genome assembly